AUGACUGACCGGGUCACUCGGAACAGGACAGAGGUGAAGAUGGAUGCUGUACCAGGAGCUGUUGUUAGCAUGUCCUGCGUCAGCUCAUCACUGUACGCCCGGGAAAGUGUCAAGGUCCCUUCUGGCACGAUCGAGGCCCACCAUGGCGGCGCCGAGCUCCAGUGGACUCGAGGUCCUCCUCAGCACAUUGCAGGCACAGACAGACGGAUUCAUCACAUGAUAUCGAAAGGAGGCAGCGAGGCCCUGCUGACGGCUCUGGUGAACUCAGCCCGCAGCUUCACUCCCAACUACACCAUCCUACUGCCGCUGCUGCACCUGCUGGCCAAGGUGGGCUACCGAGAUCGUCAGAUUGGUCUGAAAGCACAGAAGGCAGAUGCAGUUCUGCUGGUUCUGGGUUUGCUGCGGCAGAAUACAGAGAACGCACGGAGAGCCGCGGCCUGUCUUUGGGUUCUCAGAGUCUUCUGCUCCUCUGUGACCACGGCCGACCUGCUGGGGAAGAACCGAGGGCUGGAUGUGGUCUUCAAGCUUAUAUCUCCACACAGCACCAAGCACCUACGCACCGUCAAGGCGGCCGUCGACGCUUUUGCUGCAAUGUUAUGCUCAAAGGUCAACUGUCGGACUGCUGUUGCGAAAGGCUACAUUGCGGAUCUUCUGAAGCUGUACGAAGACUGGCACAACAAUGACGUCAACCUUAAGAACAUUCCUAUCCGUAGAGCCCUACUUCAUUGUCUGCAACGUGCCUCCAACUCAGCUGUGGGCAGAGACACCCUGGUCGCCGAAGGUGGCAUUAGUCUUCUCUUCCAGACCACUCAGACCUGCUUGACCAUGAAAGGCCUUGAAUCUCUGGCGGAACCGGCGAUCCAGCUGAUGAGGAAGUGGAAUCCCAAAGUCCCUCUUCCACUGACCUCAGAUAAGAGCGCCUUCAGCUUUCCUCUUCCUGGGAGGCCUGUCGAUGACUGGGAUGCUGAUUUAGGACUUACGGAUGUCAGUUUAGAAGAUGACAGUGACGAAGACGCGGAGAACGAGGAGCCAGACAACAGGGACUACGUGAGUGUUUUGAGAUUUGUUCUGGAGGAAGACGUGAGCGGCACCUUCAACACAUGCACGCACGCACGCAUCACGAUCCUGCGUCGUAAUUUUGACAGAGCGAACGAUGUUAUGUGCACUGCGGCGAAGAUCAGAGCAAACACAGGACGGCGUUCAGAAACUAAGAUCUUCCGUAGGGAGGUGAGCACAGAUGAUGGAAGCUUUUAUCGGCCACGAUGUGUGCAGAAUUUUCCCCAGUCAGCACAUCAUGACUAUCGUGAGUCUUGGACAUUCUUGCAUUCACCUAUGGGAAGAGCCUGGGAAUUGGACCACUGA
Messenger RNA from Sinocyclocheilus grahami, 1362 nucleotides. Its product is annotated as cytosolic carboxypeptidase 4-like. The record is from RefSeq and is a predicted model, not a curated record. The coding region runs from base 1 to 1362 and encodes 453 amino acids. The transcript has 10 exons. NCBI's taxonomy places the organism in Eukaryota, Metazoa, Chordata, Actinopteri, Cypriniformes, Cyprinidae.